UUGGAAAGGAAAUCCAACGCACAAAAAACACGAUUUUAAAGCGACUUAUGAACGCGCACGUAUCGCUGCGACCCCAAAGAAGUCGCGAAAGCUUGCACCUGCGUCUAUUCAAAGUGCAUUCGUUGUUUUUGCCGCUUAUUUAGUCGCCGCUAUUAGAAGCAGCAACAGCCCUCGCCCAACAACACCGACACUUCCACCCCCUACCGCGCCACUGCCGCACAAUAGUGAAGCCUGCCACAUACAUAAAGACACAAACACAAAGCAAUACAAUAGUAACGCAACAAUAUGCAGGCGAUUAAGUGUGUCGUCGUCGGUGAUGGCGCAGUGGGUAAGACAUGCCUGCUCAUCAGCUACACAACAAACGCUUUUCCCGGCGAAUACAUACCCACCGUGUUCGAUAACUACUCAGCCAACGUGAUGGUAGACGCCAAACCCAUCAACUUGGGUCUUUGGGAUACAGCUGGCCAAGAGGACUACGAUCGCUUGCGCCCACUGUCGUACCCACAGACCGAUGUCUUCCUCAUUUGCUUCUCGCUGGUAAAUCCGGCAUCGUUCGAGAAUGUACGCGCCAAAUGGUAUCCGGAGGUACGUCAUCAUUGUCCCAGCACCCCAAUCAUACUAGUGGGUACCAAACUGGAUUUGCGCGAUGACAAGAACACGAUUGAGAAACUGCGUGACAAGAAGCUGGCGCCCAUUACAUAUCCGCAGGGUCUGGCUAUGGCCAAGGAAAUCGGAGCUGUCAAAUAUUUGGAAUGCUCGGCGCUGACGCAAAAGGGCCUGAAGACCGUAUUUGAUGAGGCUAUACGAUCGGUGCUCUGCCCUGUGCUGCAACCCAAGUCGAAGCGCAAGUGCACCUUGCUGUAAAUUUAAAGCACUCCACCAUAUACUCCCACACAUGCACGCCCACAAAGCUUUGUAUAUGUCUGUUUGACUUCACGGAGCGUUCCCAAAAUCAUAAUUUGAUAUUUCAAUCUAUGUAAACGUAAUAAUCUUAAUGAUAACAAUUAUACGCAACUAGCAGGCAGCAAGCGUGUUCAGCGAUCGUCUUAAGGACUUUUCCUUAACCAUACGACGUCCGCUUUGGCAAUUGACGCGUCUCCAAUUAUCUUGUGAGUGUUUUAAACUUUUGUUAAAUUUUUCACUAACUAGUGUAGGCGUGGAGAUGCAACUCCACUGCCGACGCACGUUGCUCGCGGAGCUCGUGGUCAGCAAGAGCUUAUUUUUUCUUAACUAUUAAGUUCGUUCGAAGUAUUUGUAACACUGUCGCUGUCGUCGUUUUAGUGUUUUGUUUUCAUUUCCAUGUGCAUUAAUUUGAACUUAAAGUUGUCGCGAUAUUUCUAUUUGAAAAGAAACCAUUAAUCUGUAUUGUAUUAUUUAACAUUUUUGUAAUUAAAAUUAAUGUUGUAUAACUGAGGUAAAACCAAAAAAAAAAAUAUAUAUAUAUAUAAAAAUAAAUGAAACCUAUCUAAGGAGCCGAAUAGCCGCAACAGCAUAAAAAUGUUAAGGGCAAGCCGCCUGUUUGUAGAUGAAGCAGAGAGAAACGUUCCAUUGCAAUUACAUACAUACAUACAUAAUUACAUAUUGUAUUUAGGUGUUGAUUGAAAUGUUUGGAGAUGUGACAGGUAAAAUGUAAAUCUAUCGGAUCUUUCCUAUUGCAAGUCAAAAAGAUUACCAUCUGGGGUCUGCAUUAAAAUUGAGACGAACUUUUUAAAAUGGCCAAGAUCCUGGAACUAUGUAUAAGAUGAAGUCCUUCGUAUACUAUGUACUGAUUAAAAAUACAACACAAAUUCAGAGAAAGAAGAUUUCAAUACAAAAAUCUUUGAAUAUUUUGUAUUUUAAAUAUUCAAGCCAGAAGAAUUAAUUAUAUAAACGUGUCUAUUUCAAUGGAAAUCAAUAAAG
This is a messenger RNA of Scaptodrosophila lebanonensis, 1899 nucleotides long. It is a transcript of the gene Rac1, whose product is annotated as ras-related protein Rac1. Gene Ontology annotation, biological process: regulation of cell shape; motor neuron axon guidance; regulation of actin cytoskeleton organization. The transcript has a single exon. Bases 286 to 864 code for a protein of 192 amino acids. NCBI's taxonomy places the organism in Eukaryota, Metazoa, Arthropoda, Insecta, Diptera, Drosophilidae. Gene Ontology annotation, molecular function: GTP binding; GTPase activity; protein kinase binding. The record is from RefSeq and is a predicted model, not a curated record. Gene Ontology annotation, cellular component: plasma membrane; cytoskeleton; cell cortex.